Diaporthe citri is the source of this 2067-nucleotide messenger RNA. RefSeq lists its product as uncharacterized. Gene Ontology annotation, molecular function: peptidase activity. NCBI's taxonomy places the organism in Eukaryota, Fungi, Ascomycota, Sordariomycetes, Diaporthales, Diaporthaceae. The record is from RefSeq and is a predicted model, not a curated record. Gene Ontology annotation, cellular component: signal peptidase complex; membrane. The transcript is spliced from 4 exons. The coding region runs from base 1 to 2067 and encodes 688 amino acids.
AUGUCAUCCCCAAAGUCGGCCGGCCGGCGCCAGUCACUGGCCGAGUUCCUACCUCUACUCCUGCACCUCAGCACAUUGUUUAUGAUGUGGAAGGGGCUUAGCGUCGUGACCAACUCGUCAACCCCCAUAAUAUGUGUCGUGUCCGAGUCAAUGGCACCAGCUUUCCACAGAGGAGACAUACUGUUCCUCUGGAAUCGCACGUCUUCAAUCGAAGUGGGGGACAUUCCCGUUGUCUGGUUUGACGAUGCUCCGUUGCCCAUGGUUCACCGGGUUGUACAGUCAUUCUGGGAUGAAGACACCAGGCGGCAAGUGUUCCUGACUAAGGGUGACAACAACGCGGUCACGGACGAGGUUCUCUAUCCCGGGGACCGCACUACGGCAUCACGGCAGGAGAUCCGAGGGUUUGUCAGGGGUUUCGUGCCACUUCUUGGGUGGCCAGUAAUAGGAUUUCAGGAGAUCGUGUGGGUGAAGUACCUGGUCUGGGCUUUUGGGACAUCCUUCACGGUGGAGUGCCACGACCGCGUCUUCAACCUCGUCACCACAGUGCUAGACACACCGCCCGGCGAGCCGCUCUUCCGCGCCGAGUCGAAGCUGGGCACCUCGUGGAGCUGGCGGCGCAAGGUGUACGACCAGCAGCCCGCGGCUGGCGGGCCUGCGCAGACGCAGAAGCACAUCUUCGACUUCCGGCACCACAGCGUGGACGCCAAGAACCGCUGGCUGGUCGAGGCCGCCGGCGACAAGCGGCAGCUGGCCGAGCUCGUGCACAGGAAGCAGGUCACCAGCGUGGGCCACUCGGACAUCGACGCCACGGUGCGCACCACCGCGGGCGAGGACGUCGUGGUGAGCAUGCGCCGCUCUGGGUCUGAGAGCGUCGCGUUUGAGGAUAUGUCCUUGAGCGUUGGCGACACGACGUUUGCGCAUAUUCAGAAGGUCGCGUAUACUCCGCCGGUUGGGCUGGUGGGGAAGGUCGUCGGGGAGAGCAUCAAGUGCCCUUCGAGCGUCUGGAAGGCGACCGUUGCGGAGGGGGUGGACAUGAGCUUGGUGAUGGCCAUGUCAGUCGCCCUGAAUAUUGUCCAUAUUGUGUCCCUCGUGUGCAUUGAAAAAUACGCAGCGCCGCAGGGUGCCUCGUUGGCCACUUGGACAUCUUUACGCGUGACCUGGCGCCUUUGGAGCAAUCCUCAGCUGCUACCUGCCACCAUUGUCACCCAGGCGACGAACAAAAAGGAUGAUACAAACACCAAAACCACGGCAGAGCAAGACUCGGUCGCCGUAUUUCUUCUCCUACGUCUACUGAAGCUCCCGCUCUACUACUACCUUUACACCUCUAUCCUGCCCUCCAUCUUCGCCGAGACUAUCUUUCGCCUCGAUACCUCAGACGUCGCCGAGACGGCUCUUCUCACCCGCCUCGGCGAUAUUACAACCCGCGAGGUCGUCGUGCGGUCCUAUACAGCAGUCGUAUGGAUCUGGGAGAGCAUGGUACUCCUAGACGGGACCAACGCCGUCCUGGGCAUCAUCGCUGUUCUCUCAGGUCUGGAUAGGCCUGGAGAUUGGCCAUCCCUGUUCGGAAACCCCCGUGCCGCCUGUGGCCUGCGGAACUUCUGGUCGCGGUUCUGGCACCGUCUCGCGGUCAGAUCGUACGGCCAAUUUGGGCGACUCGUAGCCACAUACGUCCCCGUCAGGAGCAAGCGGGCCCAGAAGUCGGUGGUGGCCUUCGUUGUCUUCCUGCUGUCUGGCCUUUCUCAUAGCGCUGUUAGCUGGCGGUUGGGCCAUGUGGACUGGCAUAUCGAUCUGCAGUGGUUCAUGUUCAAUUUCGCGGCGUGCUCGGUCGAGCUAAUGGUUGUCUCGAUGACAAGAGAUGUUGCGAGGAGAUUGGGAUUGGCGAGGGAGCUGGAAAUGCUGGAGGGGAGCUGGUUGGGAUAUCUGAUUGGUUAUUUCUGGGUGUUUGGCUUCUUCUUUUGGACGGUGCCCAUGUGGAGGUUUCCGAGAUUGCACAGGCAGUUGGAUGCAACCGACAGGUUGAUGAGACUAAUAUCGAAAAUGACGCUGAUUCCAAAGGUGGAAUCAUGA